Exophiala spinifera is the source of this 858-nucleotide messenger RNA. RefSeq lists its product as uncharacterized. Gene Ontology annotation, molecular function: nucleic acid binding; endonuclease activity. Lineage: Eukaryota; Fungi; Ascomycota; Eurotiomycetes; Chaetothyriales; Herpotrichiellaceae. Gene Ontology annotation, biological process: DNA catabolic process. The transcript has a single exon. The coding region runs from base 1 to 858 and encodes 285 amino acids. The record is from RefSeq and is a predicted model, not a curated record.
AUGAAGUCUGCGGUGAUUCUUUUGCCUUCGCUCUUUACCGCAGCGGCCAAAGCAUGGGGCGGAUUGGGCCAUGAAACCAUUGCAUGGAUUGCUCAAUCUUAUGUUUCGACGACAACGGCGGCUGCUGUCAAAGACCUACUUGACAGCAAACAGUCAGACUACAUGGCGAACGUUUCCACCUGGGCUGAUUCUUACCGUUACACAAGCGCCGGAAGCUGGUCCGCCCCUCUGCACUUCAUCGAUGCCAACGACAAUCCGCCGUCGUCCUGUUCUGUGGACUACGGGCGGGACUGCGGUAGCUCAGGGUGUUCCAUCAGUGCCAUUGUCAACUACACCUCUAUUCUUCGUGAUGUCGACUCGAAGCAGGCCGAGAAAUACUAUGCUGUAAAAUUUCUCAUUCACUUCAUUGGUGAUCUGCACCAACCACUUCACGAUGAAGCAUUGGAACGGGGUGGUAACGGCAUCAACGUCACGUUUCAGGGGAAACAUACCAAUUUGCACCAUAUCUGGGAUACGGAAAUUGUCGAACUACUUGCAAAUGGCUCAUCAGCCGAACAAUUAGCCAGAACCUUGACCGCAUCUAUCAAGACCGGGGAAUAUGGCUGGGACGUCGAAAGUUGGCUGGUGGGGACGACCCUUAAUGACACAGUAUCAACAGCCUUGACGUGGGCAAGUGAGGCAAAUGCCUAUGUCUGUGAAGACGUGUUAAGUGCCGGAAUCGAUGCAGUUGAGGAAGGCGAUCUGAGUGGAAGUUACUACCAGGCUCAUUUUGACGUGGCAAGGACGCAAAUAGCGCGAGCAGGGUACAGGUUGGGGGCCUGGCUGAAUUUGAUUUUCACAGGACAGACAGCAAGUUGA